UCUCUCGCGGACGGUGAUUAUUAACCACUGGCUCAUUCUCUGUCAAAUCUCCGAUUGCUUUCGCGCUUCGUGAUUCCUGCAAGUUCAUCCCCAAGGCACUGUCACUUAAUGGCAUCUGAAUCCAAUAGCUUCAAGAAAAGAGAUCGUCUACUUGAAAUUGAGGUAGCGGUUCGAAAGUGGUGGGAGGAUGAGGAUGUUUUCAGGGCUGAAUCUCGUGAUCAUAUUCCAAAGCCAGGAGAAAAGUUCUUCUCCACUUUCCCUUUUCCCUAUAUGAAUGGUUAUCUUCACAUUGGGCAUGCCUUCUCCCUCUCCAAGGUUGAUUUUGCUUCUGCUUACCAUAGACUUAGAGGUGCCAAUGUGCUUCUUCCUUUUGGUUUCCACUGUACUGGUAUGCCGAUUAAGGCUUCCGCGGAUAAGCUUUCUCGUGAGAUCCAACAGUUUGGAAACCCUCCUGUCUUCCCUGCUCAAGAUAACCAAGCUCCUCAAGUUCAGGAGGAGAGUAGUGAUACACCGGUGGCUUUACCGGGUCAGUUCAAGGGAAAGAAGUCUAAGGUGGCUGCAAAAUCUGGUGGACAAAUUUAUCAGUGGGAGAUUAUGCGCAGUGGUCUUACUGACAGUGAGAUUGCAAGAUUUCAAGAUCCAUAUGAAUGGUUGUAUUACUUUCCUCCUUUAGCUGUUGAAGAUCUCAAGGCUUAUGGAUUGGGCUGUGAUUGGAGACGGUCAUUCGUGACUACUGAUGUUAAUCCCUUUUUCGAUGCCUUUGUAAGGUGGCAGAUGAGGAAGUUGAAAUCUAUGGGAAAAAUUGUCAAAGACUGUAGGUAUACAGUAUUCUCACCUUUAGAUGGUCAGCCUUGUGCUGAUCACGACCGUGCUACUGGUGAAGGUGUUCAGCCUCAAGAGUAUACUCUCAUAAAGAUGGAAGUAGUGAAGCCAUUUCCUCUGAAACUGGGUUCUUUGGAAGGAAAGAGAGUGUUUUUGGCUGCAGCUACGCUGAGGCCUGAGACCAUGUAUGGACAAACAAACGCUUGGGUACUGCCUGAUGGGAAAUAUGGAGCUUAUGAAAUCAGUGAAACUGAUGUCUUUAUCAGUUUAGAUAGAUCUGCACUCAACCUUGCCUACCAGAACUUCUCAAAGAUCCCUCAGAAGCCAUCCUGCUUGGUCGAGUUGACCGGGUAUGAUCUGAUUGGACUCCCUCUGAGGUCUCCUCUGUCAGUGAAUGAGAUCAUCUAUGCUCUGCCCAUGUCAACGAUUCUGACCAACAAAGGUACUGGUAUUGUCACCAGCGUGCCUAGUGAUGCCCCUGAUGAUUACAUGGCUUUACAUGAGUUAAAAACAAAGCCUGAUAGUCGAGCAAAGUAUGGUGUGAAAGAUGAGUGGGUACCCUCUGAUAUCGUACCGAUUAUCAACAUUCCAGAAUUUGGGGAUAAGGCUGCAGAAAAGGUCUGCUUAGAUCUGAAAAUUCAAAGUCCAAAUGAUAAGGACAAGCUUGUAGAAGCGAAGAGGUUGAUUUACCUGAAAGGAUUCACUGAAGGAACAAUGCUUGUUGGAGAGUUUGUUGGUAGGAAAGUUCAAGAAAUCAAGCCCAUUAUCAAGAAAAAGCUCAUAGAGUCUAACGAGGCUAUCAUAUACAGAGAACCUGAGAAGUCAGUGAUGUCAAGAUCCGGUGAUGAAUGUGUUGUGGCUCUUACAGAUCAGUGGUACAUAACGUACGGCGAAGCAGAAUGGCGGAAAAUGGCUGAGGAAUGCUUAUCAAAAAUGAACCUCUACUCUGAAGAAACAAGGCAUGGAUUUGAGCACACUUUAAGCUGGCUCAAUCAGUGGGCUUGCUCACGGUCUUUUGGUCUAGGAACUCGUAUUCCUUGGGAUGAACAGUUCCUUGUGGAAUCCUUAUCUGAUUCAUCACUUUAUAUGGCCUACUAUACGGUUGCCCAUAUCUUUCACGACGGUGACAUGUAUAAAGGCAGCAAGUCGUUGAUCCGUCCUGAGCAGAUGAAUGAUGAAGUUUGGGAGUAUCUCUUCUGUGAUGGUCCGUAUCCAAAAUCAACCGAUAUUCCAUCAGCUGUUUUAAGUAAGAUGAAGCAGGAAUUUGACUACUGGUACCCGCUAGAUCUUCGAGUUUCAGGGAAGGAUCUUAUUCAGAAUCAUUUGACAUUUUUCAUCUACAACCACACUGCACUAAUGGAGAGUCGUAACUGGCCACGUGGUAUCAGAUGUAAUGGUCACAUUAUGCUCAAUUCUGAGAAAAUGUCAAAGUCCACUGGAAAUUUCAGAACCCAGCGCCAGGCUAUCGAAGAGUUCUCUGCCACUGCUACAAGGUUUUCUUUGGCUGAUGCUGGUGAUGGUGUUGACGAUGCAAAUUUUGUAUUUGAAACUGCAAAUGCUGCAAUUUUGCGGCUGAUGACUCAGUUCAAAUGGAUGGAAGAUGUUCUGGCUGCUGAAUCCUCUUUGAGAACCGGACCUCCAUCUACGUAUGCUGAUAAAGUGUUUGAGAAUGACAUGAAAAUUGCUAUCAGAUUGACUGAAAAAGCUUACAAAGAUUGUUUGUUUAGGGAGGCACUUAAGAAUGGGUUUUACGACUUACAAGCUGCUCGAGAUGAGUAUACACUCUCCUGUGGCAGUGACGGAAAUAUGAACCAUGACUUGAUACUGAACUUCAUGGAUGUGCAAACACGCCUCAUUGAACCAAUAUGUCCUCAGUUUGCAGAAUAUAUAUGGAGGAAACUUUUGAAGAAGGAAGGUUCUGUGGUAACAGCAGGCUGGCCUACAUCAAAUGAGCCAGAUUUGGUUCUCAAGAGUGCUAACAAAUAUUUGCAAGAUUCUAUUGUCCUAAUGAGAAAGCUUCUACCAAAACAGCUCUUAGGUUCCAAGAAGGCUGCUAAGAAAGGUGCUCAAGUAGCAGCAGUGCCAGCGGGAAAAUUAAAAGGCCUAGUAUAUGUGAAUGAGCAAUUUGAUGGAUGGAGAGCUCACUGCCUCGAGAUUCUGCAAAGCAAAUUUAACCAACAAACCUGUCGUUUUGCCCCUGAUGCAGAGAUACGGGCAGAACUAAGUGAGAUAUUACAGAAGGAGGGACUAGCAGAAAACGUUUACAUGCCUUUCGUUAAAUUCAAGAAGAACGAGGCAAUAUCUAUUGGCACUCAGGCUCUAAAUUUGAGGCUGCCUUUUGGAGAGAUUGAAGUCCUUGAGAGUAAUAAGGACUUGAUCAAGCGGCAAGUUGGUCUUGAAGAGGUUGAAGUAUAUUCUGCAAGUAAGCCUGAUGAUGUUUCAAAAGCUGGUCCACAUGCUUCACUGCUGAAGAAGAAUCCUCCUUCUCCGGGCAAUCCAACCGCCAUCUUUGUGGCCAGGUAA
Arabidopsis lyrata subsp. lyrata is the source of this 3345-nucleotide messenger RNA. RefSeq names its product leucine--tRNA ligase, cytoplasmic. NCBI's taxonomy places the organism in Eukaryota, Viridiplantae, Streptophyta, Magnoliopsida, Brassicales, Brassicaceae. Gene Ontology annotation, biological process: leucyl-tRNA aminoacylation. The record is from RefSeq and is a predicted model, not a curated record. Gene Ontology annotation, molecular function: leucine-tRNA ligase activity; ATP binding; aminoacyl-tRNA deacylase activity.